CCAAGGUGAUUUGGAGGAGCCCGAAGAAUGGCACCCCUCCCCGUUACCUUCGAGGCGCGGGUUUAUGACGUCAGUGGCCUUAAAGGGGAAGAGGGUGGUUAUUUAAAGGAUCCACGGGUGGAUUCUCCCACAAUGCAAUGAAGUUCUUUCUGCUUCUUCCCUCCUUUUCAUUGACCCUUUUCUGACGGCUUUUUUCCCCUCUUCUCUCUUUUUCUAUCUGGCUGACAAAUAUUAGUCCCUCGUUUCUGGCCCUUUAACGAGGCCCCUUUAAUUCCUUUCUCUUGGCUUGCCUUCUUUUUGGGCGAUUUGGGGCCGUCCCCUCUCCUUCAAGAGAGGGGGAACCGCGAUCCAGUACCUGAUUGAUAAAGCAGUCUGAAGAUUGAGAUAUCAUUGAAGCUUAAGGAAAUGCUGAGUUCAUACAUCAUACUAAACUAGGGUUGCUGGUAUUUGGACUGCAGAGCACCACCCAACAGAGCAGAUGUGUCUGUUUUUUUUUUACCCUGAACCCUCAGCCUCUUCUGUUCUUCCUCCCCCUGUGGAAGUUGGCACUCUUUUCCACCUCGCAAGAGCCAAAAUGGCAUCUGGCGUGGAGCUCCUUCGCUUUCAGCUGCCUGGCCACGAGGCAGCCACCUUGCGCAACAUGAAUCAGCUACGCUUUGAGGAGCGUUUUUGUGAUGUCACUAUCGUGGCGGACAGCCUCAAGUUCCGCGGCCACAAAGUCAUCCUGGCGGCCUGCUCCCCAUUCCUGAGAGAUCAGUUCCUGCUCAACCCUUCUUCCGAGCUCCAAGUUUCCCUCAUGCACAGCGCCAAGAUUGUAGCCGACCUGCUUCUCUCUUGCUACACUGGAGCACUCGAGUUUGCCGUCAGGGACAUUGUGAACUAUCUGACCGCUGCCAGCUACCUCCAGAUGGAGCAUGUGGUGGAGAAAUGUCGUAAUGCCCUGUCCCAGUUCAUCGAACCCAAGAUCAACCUCAAGGAAGAAACGGCCAAAUUUGGAGGCUACCGGAAAUUCAAGUCUUCCAGUGUUGUGGGUUGCUCUACCUCAUCUAAUAAAGUGCACUCACGCAAGAGGUCCAUUCAGCGGCCCGUUAAGCUGGAAUUCCCACUGGAAGAAGAGUUGGAGAUGAAAGCUGAAGAAGAAGAAGAGGAACAGGAGGAGGAUUUUGGGUAUGAAGAUUCUGUCUCUGAUAUCUGCAUUGUGAAGAUUGAAUCGGCCAUGGAAGUAGCCCAGCGGCAGAAGAAGCAACAGCAGCAGAUGGGCACCAGCUGGAGCAAAGACACAUCACCCCAGCAAAGUUGGAACAAGGAAAGUUCACCACAGCAAGCUUGGGACAAAGAAUUAUCUCCUCCACCCGGGUGGAACAAAGCUGAAUCCGGAGACCAGGAAGAACCUCAAGUCAACUCUACAGUGGCAGAAGCCAUUGAGUCUUCUCCAGAAUCUACACCAGAGAAACCUCAGCAUGGUGUGGUAAAGGCCUCCUACAGCCUCUCUGAGGAUGACGUAGGUAAAGGCCUCCUGAUCAUCCCUGGGGGAGGCUACUUGGAGGAGACCAGCGAGGCGGCAGCCGUUGCCGCCGAGUGCCAGAGCAGCAGCGGUGGGAUGGGGCUGGUGCUCGCAGGAUUGAGUGGUCGUCCCUUCUCCACCUUUCCCGUGGUCGGGAGAGGUGGCAGUUCAGGAACCCUUGGGGGAGGUAGCGGGAUCUCAAGAAUCAUCUGUUGCACCAAGUGCGAGGAGGUCUUCCAGGGGGUGGAGAAGCUGGUCUUCCACAUGCGGGCCCAUCACUUCAUUUUCAUGUGCCCUCGGUGUGGCAAGCAGUUCAACCACAGCAGCAACCUCAACCGGCAUAUGAAUGUUCACCGUGGGGUGAAAUCCCAUUCCUGCACCAUCUGCGGGAAGUGCUUCACCCAGAAGUCCACGCUGCAUGAUCACAUGAACCUCCACAGUGGCGAGAGGCCCUACCGCUGCUCUUACUGCGACGUGCGCUUUGCCCACAAGCCCGCCAUUCGCCGCCACCUCAAGGAACAGCACGGCAAGACCACGGCAGAGAACGUCAUGGAGGCCAGCGUGACCGAAAUCAACGUCCUCAUACGUUGAAGGAAGAAGUCGGGUAGCGCUGGGAAGUGGAAAGGGAGACUCCUGAGCUCUGAGGGAGGGACGUGGGCUGUAGGGAUUAGAUGUAGGGGUAACGAGCCAGGAUCCCCAAGUUUUGUGGGAUAGGAUUAGUGCUAGUGUGGUAGAGGGUGGAAGCCCUGGAUUCUUUGGACGGGUGUGGGAAGGGCCUAGUGGAUUAGCAGAGUAGACCGUACAUGAAGUGAAGCUCCUGGAUAGUCUGGGAAAUGAAAGGGAUCUAAUUAGUUCGAACAGAAGGCGAUAGGAGAUGGGAUUCCUGGGAUCUGUCCUCAUCCAACACCCCAGAAAACAAGCUCAGGAUCCAAAAAGCUCUUGACAGACUUGAACAAUGGGCCCUAUCCAACAACAUGAAAUUUAAUGUGGAGAAGAGCAUCAUGGUUUUACACCUGGGCAGGAAAA
This is a messenger RNA of Crotalus tigris (Tiger rattlesnake), 2530 nucleotides long. It is a transcript of the gene ZBTB12, whose product is annotated as zinc finger and BTB domain containing 12. Bases 479 to 2095 code for a protein of 538 amino acids. The transcript has 4 exons. The record is from RefSeq and is a predicted model, not a curated record. Lineage: Eukaryota; Metazoa; Chordata; Lepidosauria; Squamata; Viperidae. Gene Ontology annotation, molecular function: DNA-binding transcription factor activity, RNA polymerase II-specific; protein binding; RNA polymerase II cis-regulatory region sequence-specific DNA binding. Gene Ontology annotation, biological process: regulation of transcription by RNA polymerase II.